Messenger RNA from Lolium perenne, 1395 nucleotides. RefSeq lists its product as uncharacterized. The record is from RefSeq and is a predicted model, not a curated record. Gene Ontology annotation, molecular function: zinc ion binding; nucleic acid binding. Lineage: Eukaryota; Viridiplantae; Streptophyta; Magnoliopsida; Poales; Poaceae.
UUAGGAAAUGAGAGUUAAUUUUGAGUAUGAUGAUUUUAUUUAAUGACCAACGUUGUUAAUAAAAUUGUAUUCCGCAAGAUUCAGAAUUAUCAUUAUUGGUUCUAUUUCUGCCCAACGGUGAUGUAGAAUUAAUAUUGAGAAGUGCCAUGUUUUAAUUUGACCAACGUUGAAUUAACUCAUUUUGAUGGAAAUUUUGUUUCAGGAAAUCCUAUGAGUUUUAUCUCGGCUAUUGAUCCCCUCAAUGGAGGGAACUAUGGCUCGUGGCGAGAGAAGGUUGAGAUGGGGCUUGCUUUGCUUGACCUCGACUUGGCACUGAUAGAGGCUUGUCCCAUAGAACCUAAGGACCCCGUGAGGGGCGACAAAGAAAGUGAAGAUGACUUCAACAAAAGGGUCCUUGACCAUGGACCAAAAAGAAUGAAGUACGAUCUUGAUCGUGCUAAGUGGGACUCGUCCAACAGAAAGUGCUUGAUGGUGAUCAAGAGCUCCAUUUUGGAGGCUAUAAGGGGAGCAAUCGCACAGUGUGACACCGCUAGUGAGUACCUGAAAAAGGUAGAGAGUCAGUUUACUGGGUCUUCCAAGGCCUAUGCUAGCACUCUCAUAAGAAAGCUUGUCACUACCAAGUACACUGGUGGUGGAGUAAGGGAUCACAUAUUGAGGAUGAGCCAUAUGUCUUCCAAGCUCAAGUCUAUGGAGAUGGAGCUUCCAGAACAGUUCGUCAUCCAUCUGAUCUUUGCCUCACUCCCAAAAGAAUUUGAGACUUUUGCUGUGAACUACAAUGCACAGCCAGAAAAGUGGGCCAUUGAGAAGAUGAUUGCCAUGUGUGUGCAAGAAGAAGAGAGGAUCAAGGGGCAAUCUGGUGAUUCUGUCAAUUACCUAAGCCCAACCAAGAAGAGGAACUUUCAGAGUUUUCAGAGUUCCAAGCCACAAGGGAAACCUCGGUGGAAUCCUCCUCCGCCUAAGCCGCAUGGCAAGGCUCAAGAUCACCAGCCGCAUGAAGAGGUGGCCAAGGACACUUGCAAGUGGUGCAAGGAAAAGGGCCACUACCAGAAAGACUGUGUGGCAUUCCUGAAACAUCUGUGCAAGAAAGGGAUUCCGUAUGAGACAGACCCUGCAAAGAGGAGAAAGAUGCAUUAAAGUAGCAAACGGCAUCCAAGCUGAAGUCGAAGCCAUUGGAGAUCUCCCAUUAGUAUUAGCUAAUGGCUUUGUACUUUUAUUAGUAGAUGUGCUUUAUGUACCCUCUUUGCAUCGGAACUUAAUAAGUGUAUCGCGCUUAGAUGAUGAUGGUUUUGCUUGCCAUUUUGGUGAUGGUCAAUGUAAGAUCAAGUUUAAUAAUGAGAUUGUUGGUCUUGCCUUCCGACAAGACAAGCUUUAUUUAUUGUCACUUUGUGAUGAGAA